This is a messenger RNA of Trichoderma gamsii, 1956 nucleotides long. RefSeq lists its product as hypothetical. NCBI's taxonomy places the organism in Eukaryota, Fungi, Ascomycota, Sordariomycetes, Hypocreales, Hypocreaceae. The record is from RefSeq and is a predicted model, not a curated record. Gene Ontology annotation, molecular function: zinc ion binding; DNA-binding transcription factor activity, RNA polymerase II-specific; DNA binding. The transcript has 3 exons. Gene Ontology annotation, biological process: DNA-templated transcription; regulation of DNA-templated transcription. The coding region runs from base 1 to 1956 and encodes 651 amino acids.
AUGAAGGAGAGAGUCCCGCGAACACGCGCUUCGCUGGCAUGCGAGAGCUGCCAACGGCGCAAGGUGAAGUGCGACGCCCAGAAGAGUCCAGCGGGCUCGAAAUGCACACCUUGUCAGCAAUUGGACAUUCCUUGUAGCGUGGACCCGACUGGCGACAGGCGCAAGGCUGGCUCACGGAAGCACGUUGAGACAUUGGAGCGACGCAUCCUGGAACUUGAGAAGCUCCUUCAACAACCGACGCAACAUGGUCCACAUAGCCAAGACUCGUCGGAAGACACAUCGGACAGUCAUUUGAACAGCGCCACGGCCCCGAGCACUCCUGAUCCUCGCAUGACCCCGGGCGCGAGUCCACGUGCAUUCCACCAGCGAACAGGCCUUGUGGAUACUGCAGAGGAAGAACUCUCGCAGAAUAGAACCAAUACAGGCAUCACGUCCUUUCUGUCAUCAUGUGCUUCAGUGGGUGAAAGGAGCAGCGAGAUGGGCGCCGGGGCUGAUGGUUCGACGUCACAGAACUAUCCAAUGUCGUCUGCGACAAUACACCUUCACCGCCAUCAUCACCACCAGGCUUGUCCGAGGACUGACGAACCUGCUGACUUGGGCAUUGCAAUCGACACUGAUACGAUUCAAGUCAAAUGCCGCUUACUUCAAUCAUUCUUCAGGUACCAGCCCCUGUGGGUCGACGCAGUGGACGAGAAGCUCUUCUGGCAGCAUCGCGAAAGCCGCCAACCGUCCAUGUGGUAUUCCAACUUUCUCGAAGCCGUCAUGCUGGCCUCUGCAACUAGACUCAGCAGCUCCCGCUACGUGCGUUCCUUGGGAGACCAGUAUGCUUCGCAAGCAAAGGCAGACAUUGUGCUCGCGCUGGAUCAUCCGUCGGCGGCUUCCGUACAGGGCUUCUUGAUGCUAAGUGAGUACGAGGUGUCCCAGAAUCGGGAAGGCUUAGGUUGGCACUUUUGCGGAAUCGCGUGUCGAAUGCUGAUCGAGCUCGGUCUACACAAGUCUUCAGACACAUCCGAGAAUGGGGAAACAAUACAGGUGAAUCACGCUCAAUUCCACCUUCUCGGGGCGUGUAUCGCCUUGGAGGGUAUCUGGUGCGUGUAUUUAGGUCGUCCGAGCUCAAUAUCGCAGCGAAUUCUGCAAACAGCCGCUAUAGCAUACAAGCAAUAUCGAGGGACUCCUUCUGCCACGCUGGCUGCCUGGAUGGGCUUCUCGACGCACAUGGCGGAUAUCUGCGAGGUCCUGAACAGCAGCCGCCCUUUGACUCCCGAUGCGAAGUCCCACCUUGCGCAACUCAACGUUGACCUGCGAAAGUGGAUGAAGGCUUUACCGCCUUGCUUUGUGUAUGACGAGUCAAACAUUGCAGACCUUGACCCGGCAGCCUAUACGUUGCAGUUGCAAUACUGCAAAGUCCAGAUCCUCGUCUAUCAAGCCUCAUGUGACAGCGGCGGAGCUGUCGAGGCAUGUCGUAGUCGAGGCUAUGAAGCAGCAUGUCGCAUUGUUCGCCUACUAUUGAUCUAUCGCCAGAUCCAUGGCACCGAGCGGAUACGCUCCGCCAUGCUCGAUGCAGUCAUCCUCGCCUUGGACGUCCUCGUCGAGGAAUUCCUCCGGCACCCUAGUCACGUCGGCACACAGACGCGUGAGAUUAAAUGGCUGCGCCUGGCAAUCGAAAAUAUGACGGAAAUAGACCUACAUUUCCCCAUCGUCGGUCGCACGCUCGUCUCACUAGCAGUGACUGUUGCAGGGACGCCACUUGCGCCUCUGUUCGAAGCCGUGGCGGCUUGUGCGGCUGGCUCGGGCUUGCUACCCUCCCCAACAGGGAAAGACACAGAGCAAAUGAUUAAUAGUCACAGGACGUUCGAAGAUGCAUCAACACUCCUGGAUCAGUGCACCACUGGUGACCUAGAUCAGCUGGAUCCUUUCCUGUUCAGCUGGGCCGAUUAUGCAGCGGGAAGUAGCUGA